AUGGCGUCCUCCAUAGCUAACAAUCACCAUGAUACAUUUAAUUUGGAUACAAUUGCGGAGAAUUUCGCGCGUUGUAUAGAAGAUAUUGAUAAGAAAGUAGACAUGAGUCUAUAUAUUAGUGCAUUUGAAGAAUUAAACAAAUUCUUCCAUCACAUGGGCAGAGUGUUCACAUUCGUCGCAUCGGACAUCCACGAGAAGUGCACGAUACUGACCGGUCACCUGCAGUCGGACGUCGGCACCCACUACUCCUCCAUUCGCGACAUGGUCGACUAUGAGGUGUCAAACAGCAUCACGGUCGUUCACGAUCGCCACAAGCUCGCCUCGGGCUGCCGGACGCUGCUGCGGCUGCACAGGGCGCUCAAGUUUAUCAUCGAGUUCCUCGACAAGCUGUCGGCAGCGGCGCUCGACGAUCACGUCUCAUCCAUCGGGCACAAAGCGUACGACACGACGCUGCGGCACUACCAUCCGUGGUUGGUCCGCCAAGCGGUCGGCCUCGCGAUGUACGCGCUGCCGAACGUUCACGGUCUCGCUAAGAUUGUCGCUGAGAACAAUGGCCACCAGUUAGACCACUCAUUGAUGCAGGGGUCACUCCAGAAGAUUGUGCAGGCGGCGCAGCCGGUGUAUGACGUCACACAGGAGAUGUAUGAAGCUAGUAACCUGCUGGACCUCCCAUAGAUGCUAUGCAUGAGUUUGGGAUUGUCUCCUAGUCAGAGUAUCAAACACCUGGGAUUAAGUCCCGCAUGAAUUUAUGGAGCUUGACUGCCUGCUUGCAUAUGCACAAGGUGGCUUUCACAACGUGAUGUAGUCUGUUAGCACUGUAAUGUAACGGGAGGCGGUAAGAGGAGGCACUUUAGUAUGUUUGAUCAUACUACAUGUGACUUAUUCGUUGUUAAAUUAUUUAUUUUAAUCUUGGUAAUAGCCAAAUAAUACCUCAAAAAUGUGUUAAUGUAAUGCAAUAUUAAGGCCAUCAUCACACAAUAGAUCUAUAGAUUUAAUUAGUAAAAUUAGUAAUUCUAUUAAAAGAAAUAAUAUAAAAUGACCAAAAUAUCUGUGUGGCAACUAAAUUUAUUGUGAUUCACAUUAUUUCAUGUGUGCAAGUAAAAGUAUGAUUCAAGGAACAGGGUGUAGCAAUAAUAGGUGCUAUAAGUAAAUGUAAUUUCCAGUGGACCAGAUGUUCAAAAUCAUUAUAAAUGUAGGGUUGGUUCUCCCUAGGCCUUUAAUGCAUUUUUGCUCUGACAUGCUUUCAAAGUCGGAGCUACAUUGCGACAUCCCAUAAUUCCUCUGACGUGCCUUAAUUUCCUAAUCAACAUGCCUUUAUUUCCAGCAGUGUUUACUUUUGAUAAUCCUAACACAGUCAUGCCAUGUUCUACAGCUUGAUGUAUAUGUGUCAGACCUGAUCAAGUGUACCCUUGUAUUGAGGGCACUUGGAUUUCAGAAAUUAUUUCCGACCGGUCUCGUGUUUUCCCCACUUUCACGAUACUUACCAUCAUUGCUUGAGUAAUAGCAGCUGUCUAGAGUAACACUAACAUGUCUUAGAACCUUGGUAGUUAGCAAUGUCCACCAAAAUAUGUAGGAUUCGAAUUUUGAUUACUCGUUUUGAUUUCAGCUGCCAAUUUCUUGUGAAUCUCGGACUAUAUCGUGAUAGCUCGAGAUACCGGCUAGGGAUCGACUAGUAAUGUUUUAAAUUGCACCGAGUUUACUACACAGAAUCAGAUGCCGUUUUGUUUGAGUUAGGUAUACUAUGUAUGCACUAGCUUUGAAUGCACCAUUUGCAAAUUAAUUGUCACUAUAAUCAAAUGCCAUGGUUUAUGUGUUCAAUUCCAAUUUUCUAUGUUAUAAGAGCAUAAAUUCGUAGUGUUUUUUAAGUUGGUGUAAUCAGUAUCACGUCUGCUAUUAGGUGAGACUAUAUUUUACUAUAUUUCUUCCAGAUUUUGCAUUUUUAAGCAAUGAUUUUGAAAUCUUUUCUUUAAGACGUGUAAUUAACUGCAAUUGGCUAUUGGUGAUAGAUUGCCCACUGCCCGACAUGCCUUCUUAAAUUUCUGGGGCAGAAUCGUGAUACAUAUAUAAUAUGUAUCUUUGCUGGAAAACCGCUGUAUAUUAUAGCAAUGUGCUGUAAGCUGACCGCCGAAACAGCCUGCGACAAGCAUCGGUAGGCAGUCUUCUUGGCCAAGCAAACUUCCUGGCAGUACCUAAAACACCACAUCUUGUCCCCUUAAAUGCAGCUGCAGUUAAAUUGUCUACGUCAAGAAUCUCCUAAAUCAUCAUGGCACGUGAUGAUUUUAUCAUACAGCAUUUUUUUGCAGAAAUUUAUUUCACGAAUAAUUAUAUGUAAUAACUUUCUGGCCGAACAUGUUUACUUGGUGCAUAAAAUGUGGCAAACAUAAUUUAGAUGCUAACUUGCUAAAUGCUGUUUACCAGGAUAUGAUUGAGUGGCAAAUUCAUUCAGUGUGAUAUGAGGUGACAUUUUUGUGCUAUGCAUGUUUAUAAUGUUUAUACAUUAUCUGAAAUGCUCCAGGUUCAUUACGACAGAGAUGCCCGAGCAGUUUAUGAUAAUGAAACUUAUACUGUAUUUAUCUGUAGUGUACAACUCCAACUUUGUAUCUAAAGUAGAUUUUGUAGCAAUUUUUCACAGAAUGCAAGCUUGUUGGUUGGAUUUGCAAGUGUGUAAUGUAAUCAUGACAUUCCCUUUUCUCACCGAGAAGUGAUUAUUCCACAGUGACAGCAUUUUACCUGUUUUGGAUAAUAUCACGAACGUAUGUAAUAUUGUAACAUUGUUGAUAUAGGAUACAUACAUCUUCAUGAUAAUAUGUAAUAGAUGUCUUUUAUUCAGCGCCCUGCUUUUGGGCGCCCUGGUACCUUUGACUAAGUAUUGUUCGCUGCAUAUGGAUGACAUAGUGAUUUUCACUUUGCGAUUUGUUGUUUUAUUUAUUGCCUAUGCUUUAUACGAUUAGGCACCAUUAUGUCAUUAGUUAUUUUAUAAUAAAUUUAUGAAGAUAUUG
Messenger RNA from Priapulus caudatus, 2999 nucleotides. Its product is annotated as ceramide-1-phosphate transfer protein-like. The coding region runs from base 1 to 675 and encodes 224 amino acids. Gene Ontology annotation, biological process: intermembrane lipid transfer; ceramide transport. Gene Ontology annotation, molecular function: ceramide 1-phosphate transfer activity; ceramide 1-phosphate binding. The record is from RefSeq and is a predicted model, not a curated record. Lineage: Eukaryota; Metazoa; Priapulida; Priapulimorpha; Priapulimorphida; Priapulidae. The transcript is spliced from 2 exons. Gene Ontology annotation, cellular component: cytoplasm; membrane; cytosol.